AUGGAGGAGUUUCGGAAUGAUGCAUAUGAAAAUGCUCGUAUUUACAAGGAGAGGACAAAGAAAUAUCACGAUCAAAUGAUGUUAAAGCGAGAGUUUGUGCCAGGCCAGCAAGUUUUACUUUUCAAUUCUCAUUUGAGGUUAUUUCCCGGUAAGCUAAAGUCACGAUGGUCUGGUCCGUUUGUUACCACCAAGGUUUCUCCUUUUGGUUCUGUGGAAUUAAGAAAUAAUGACGGCUCACUUUUUCAAGUGAAUGGACGAAGGUUGAAAUAUUAUUUUGGUGAAAUUCAUAAGAAGGUAGCGACGAUGUAUCUCCAAGACAGUAACUGA
Messenger RNA from Humulus lupulus (European hop), 327 nucleotides. RefSeq lists its product as uncharacterized. Bases 1 to 327 code for a protein of 108 amino acids. The transcript has a single exon. NCBI's taxonomy places the organism in Eukaryota, Viridiplantae, Streptophyta, Magnoliopsida, Rosales, Cannabaceae. The record is from RefSeq and is a predicted model, not a curated record.